Mustela lutreola (European mink) is the source of this 1369-nucleotide messenger RNA. It is a transcript of the gene NUBP2, whose product is annotated as NUBP iron-sulfur cluster assembly factor 2, cytosolic. The coding region runs from base 123 to 974 and encodes 283 amino acids. Lineage: Eukaryota; Metazoa; Chordata; Mammalia; Carnivora; Mustelidae. The transcript has 7 exons. Gene Ontology annotation, cellular component: cytosol. Gene Ontology annotation, biological process: iron-sulfur cluster assembly. The record is from RefSeq and is a predicted model, not a curated record. Gene Ontology annotation, molecular function: ATP-dependent FeS chaperone activity; 4 iron, 4 sulfur cluster binding; ATP binding.
CGCGUGGAUGUGACUGGCUGAGUGGAGCGCGAGUGGGCCUGUCAGGACGGCCAGGGGGAGGGCGCUGCGCGGGGGGCGGGGCUUGGGCCGGUGGACGGAGGCCGUGCGGCGCGGCGGGCAGGAUGGCGGAGGCGGCGGAGGCGGCGGAGCCUGGAAACCUGGCAGGUGUCCGGCACAUCCUCCUCGUCCUCUCAGGAAAGGGGGGGGUCGGGAAAAGCACCAUCUCCACGGAACUGGCCCUGGCCCUGCGCCACGCGGGCAAGAAGGUGGGCAUCCUCGACGUGGACCUGUGUGGCCCCAGCAUCCCCCGCAUGCUUCGGGCGCAGGGCAGGGCCGUGCACCAGUGUGACAGUGGCUGGGUCCCCGUCUUUGUGGACCAGGAGCAGAGCAUCUCUCUCAUGUCCGUGGGCUUCCUGCUGGAGAGCCCGGACGAGGCAGUGGUGUGGAGGGGCCCCAAGAAGAACGCGCUGAUAAAGCAGUUCGUGUCUGACGUGGCCUGGGGACAGCUGGAUUACCUGGUUGUGGACACGCCCCCGGGGACCUCUGAUGAGCACAUGGCUGCUGUGGAGGCGCUGCGCCCCUAUGGCCCCCUGGGGGCCCUCGUGGUCACCACGCCACAGGCGGUGUCUGUGGGGGAUGUGAGGCGGGAGCUGACCUUCUGUAGGAAGACAGGGCUGCAGGUGGUCGGGAUCGUGGAGAACAUGAGUGGUUUCGUCUGUCCCCACUGCACAGAGUGCACCAACGUCUUCUCCCAGGGAGGCGGGGCAGAGCUGGCCAGACUCGCUGGAGUCCCCUUCCUGGCCCGUCCCCUGCCCUCCCCCUUCGCAGGAUCUGUGCCUCUGGACCCUGAGCUCACCAGGAGCCUGGAGGAAGGUCGAGACUUCAUCAGGGACUUCCCUCAGAGUCCCGCCUUCCCCGCGCUCUCCUCCAUAGCUCAGAAGGUUCUGAGUGAGGCGCCUGCUCGGCUCUCCUGACCAAGGCAGCCCCCUCUCGCGUCUCUGGCCGCGCACACUCAGACCUAAGCAGAGGCCGUGGCCGUGUGGGCCUCUGGGCGGUAGAGUGGCUGACAGUGGGUGGUUCUGUCCUGCGGGCCGGUGGCAGGGCCCGGGAGAAGGUGUGGGGUCCUGGUGGCUGAACUCUCAGGUGACGGCACGCGCACCCCUGGACCCACAGCCGGGCUGUUGUUCGCAGCCAAGGCUCCAUGUGGGUCACAACACCUACACGUCUGGAGAAAUCCUAGGGGUGUCUGCUGUCCUCAGCGCCUCCCACCAGUGCCAUUGUGAGCGAUGCCAGGACAGCGGGGAGCGUCUUGUGAAGCGUUAGACUUAACUUCAGAGGAACCCAUGAUUAAAAGUGUCCCACUGCCGCA